GCAGAGCCGGGGGCGGCAGCGCUGCCCGACGGCGGAACCGGCUUCGCUCGUGGCCGCUCCGCACGGACAGGUAACGGGGGGGGGCGGCGGGGCUGGGAGCCGCUGCCCGGGACGGGGCGGGGCGGCCGUCGGGGUCGGGGCCGUCGGGGCCGCGUUGCUGCGGAUGGAGCGGAUGGAGCCUCCGAGCUGCCCCCCCGCCCACGAGUGCCAUCCCUCAGCCCGACCGCCCCGUCCCUCCCCGUGCUCUCUCCGUCUCGGGGAUGCAGCUCUGACCGGUGUUGGAGGGGGGAAAUGCAGCGGGUCCAUGCGAUGUCCGGACAUUCCCUCGGCUCCAUCUCUGACGGCGGCACAGCCAUGGGCAAGCACAGCAGCAAACUGGCCCCGGAGGUGCUGGAAGACCUGGUGAGGAGCACGGAGUUCAGUGAGCAGGAGCUGAAGCAGUGGUACAAGGGCUUCCUCAAGGACUGCCCCACCGGCAUCCUCAACCUGGAGGAGUUCCAGCAGCUCUACAUCAAGUUUUUCCCCUAUGGUGACGCCUCCAAGUUUGCCCAGCACGCCUUCCGCACCUUCGACAAGAACAGCGACGGCACCAUCGACUUCCGAGAGUUCAUCUGUGCCCUGUCUGUCACCUCCAGGGGGACCUUUGAGCAGAAACUCAACUGGGCCUUUGAGAUGUACGACCUGGAUGGGGACGGGAAGAUCACACGCCUGGAGAUGCUGGAGAUCAUUGAGGCCAUCUACAGGAUGGUGGGGACUGUGAUCAUGAUGCGGAUGAACCAAGACGGGCUGACGCCCCAGCAACGCGUCGACAAGAUCUUCACAAAGAUGGACAAGGACAAGGAUGACCAGAUCUCCUUAGAGGAGUUCAAGGAGGCAGCCAAGAGUGACCCCUCCAUCAUCCUCCUGCUGCAGGGUGAUGUGCAGAAAUAGGGCCUGGGGCUCAGGGCUGGACUGGCUGCAUCCAACCUCGGCUCCCCAUGAUGGUUUCCAUCCCCAUGCCCUGCUGGUGCCCCUUGCCUGCUUGGUCCUGUGCUCUGUUCCUGCUGCCACCCCUCAGCUCUGCUCCUGGGCACUGCCAGCUCCAGGUCCCCUAAAAUAGACCUGGCAGCACCCCAUGGGGGCUGCUGGGGCUCAGAACUGGUCCUAGGUUUUGUCCUGCCCUCUCCACCCCCCUCACCCAGCUGAAGAUUUUCUGCUUCUGCUUUUGAUGGUGGGAAUAGCCAAGGGUUGGUCAGGGGACUUCAGGAAGCGCCCAAGGCCACCCUUGGAUCCCAGAAACCACCCCAUCUCCGGUGGGUGACUCCUGGAACUGCCCUUGUGCUACUGAGGGUGCCCAGAGUGUUUCUGGCCCUGCUGACUGCUGCAGUGUCUGCUGUCCCAGCCCCGGCCUCUGCCCCUUCUGCCCCAGGACAGCGAUACUGUCACUGAGUGGUAUUUAUUCAGCACAUUGUGGUGACGAUGACUGUGAUAUCUGUUAGGAGGCUGUGGAGUUACCUACUUUUUUUCCUUCUUUUUCUCUUUUUUAAUGGAAAAAUAAACUGUCCCCCAUUGGU
Molecule: messenger RNA, 1553 nt
Organism: Coturnix japonica (Japanese quail)
Lineage: Eukaryota; Metazoa; Chordata; Aves; Galliformes; Phasianidae
Gene: HPCAL4
Product: hippocalcin like 4
Molecular function (GO): calcium ion binding
Source: RefSeq, a predicted model, not a curated record